Molecule: messenger RNA, 2493 nt
Organism: Lepisosteus oculatus (spotted gar)
Lineage: Eukaryota; Metazoa; Chordata; Actinopteri; Semionotiformes; Lepisosteidae
Gene: abce1
Product: ATP-binding cassette, sub-family E (OABP), member 1
Biological process (GO): translational initiation; ribosomal subunit export from nucleus; translational termination
Molecular function (GO): ribosomal small subunit binding; ATP binding; iron ion binding
Source: RefSeq, a predicted model, not a curated record
CGGCUUUCUCUCUCCCUUUGAGAACACGUUGUACUAAAAAGGGAGAAAAAAAGCCCAACACACAAACCAACUUCAAAAGGCUGAGAGGUCGGAAAUAAUCAAGCACUGGGAGGCUGUCGGGGGUGUGGGAGUAGCCUUCCAUCAUUUGAAAAACAGAAUCUGUUCUGCCAGACAGUCAGAAGAGGCAGGCAGAAUGUCUGAGAAGCCAACGAGAAUCGCCAUCGUAAACCACGACAAGUGCAAGCCCAAGAAAUGCAGGCAGGAGUGCAAGAAGAGCUGCCCAGUCGUUCGGAUGGGUAAACUAUGCAUAGAAGUCACAUCACAGAGCAAAAUUGCGUGGAUCUCAGAGUCUUUGUGCAUCGGAUGUGGUAUCUGCAUCAAAAAAUGCCCUUUUGGGGCUCUGUCCAUCGUAAACCUGCCGAGCAACCUGGAGAAAGAGACAACCCACAGAUACUGUGCCAACUCCUUCAAGCUUCACAGGUUGCCUAUUCCUCGACCUGGUGAGGUUUUGGGGCUGGUUGGCACUAAUGGUAUUGGGAAGUCAACGGCUCUGAAGAUCUUAGCAGGAAAACAGAAACCAAACUUGGGAAAGUAUGAUGCUCCUCCAGACUGGCAGGAAAUCUUGACCUACUUCCGAGGUUCUGAGCUGCAGAACUAUUUCACCAAGAUUCUGGAGGACGACUUGAAGGCUAUUGUGAAACCCCAGUAUGUGGACCAGAUCCCAAAAACAGUGAAGGGGACUGUGGGAUCCAUCCUGAGCAGGAAAGAUGAUACGAAGUCAGAGGAUAUUGUUUGUGACCAGCUUGACCUGACCCAUCUCAGAGACAGGAAUGUGGAGGACCUGUCCGGAGGAGAGCUGCAGCGUUUUGCCUGCGCCGUGGUGUGUAUCCAGAGAGCUGACAUUUUCAUGUUUGAUGAGCCGUCCAGUUACUUGGAUGUGAAGCAGCGUCUCAAGGCUGCUAUCACCAUUCGAUCCCUCAUUACCCCGGACAGAUAUAUUAUAGUAGUAGAGCAUGACUUGAGCGUGCUGGACUACCUGUCUGACUUCAUCUGUUGCCUGUAUGGAGUGCCGAGUGCAUACGGAGUGGUCACGAUGCCUUUCAGCGUUCGAGAAGGGAUCAACAUCUUUCUGGAUGGGUACGUGCCCACCGAGAAUCUGCGCUUCCGGGAAACAUCUCUGGUGUUCAAGGUGGCAGAAACCGCCAACGAGGAAGAGAUUAAGAAAAUGUGCCGCUACCAGUACCCCCACAUGAAGAAGGCCAUGGGCGACUUCCAGCUGGAGAUCGUGGAGGGCGAGUUCACGGACUCGGAGAUCAUGGUCAUGUUGGGGGAGAACGGUACUGGUAAAACAACGUUCAUCAGGAUGCUAGCCGGCCGUCUUAAACCCGAUGAAGGAGGGGAGGUGCCAGUCCUGAAUGUCAGCUACAAACCACAGAAGAUCAGCCCCAAGUUCAAAGGGAGUGUCCGACAGCUCCUUCAUGAAAAGAUCAGAGAUGCUUACACCCACCCACAGUUUGUAACUGACGUCAUGAAACCCAUGCAGAUCGACAGCAUCAUCGAUCAAGAUGUCCAGAACCUGUCUGGAGGAGAGCUGCAGCGGGUGGCUCUCGCACUCUGCUUGGGCAAGCCGGCUGAUGUCUACCUGAUCGACGAGCCCUCGGCCUACCUGGACUCUGAGCAGCGUCUGAUGGCUGCCAGGGUCAUCAAGCGAUUCAUUCUCCACGCUAAGAAGACUGCCUUUGUGGUGGAGCACGAUUUCAUCAUGGCGACCUACCUGGCUGAUCGAGUGAUUGUGUUUGAUGGUAUUCCAUCUAAAAGUACUCUUGCAAACACGCCACAGACACUGCUUGCUGGAAUGAACAAGUUCUUAGCACAGCUGGAGAUCACCUUCCGUAGAGAUCCUAACAACUUCCGACCAAGAAUCAACAAGAUGAAUUCCAUUAAGGAUGUGGAACAGAAGAAGAGUGGAAACUACUUUUUCUUGGAUGACUAGAGCCAGUCUUGAUAAGCAUUUCCAUCAUAGUACAGACUACAUUUAUCAGCAGAACAAGAUGCAGGUCCAGCUUCAUUGACCCUAAACUGGGGUGUGUUAAUUAAACCCCUCUAUUCCACCCUGGCCUGGAUGGCAGUGUAGCUGAAAUCCCUCCUUUGUCCUUCAGUUUGGGUUCCCAGUUAGGGGGUAUAGGACUAGAUUUGAGUAAUGACUGAAACAUACCAAAGGAGAUGUUGAAAUUGAGUCUAAAUUAUCCUAAAGAUUUGGUUGGCGGCCCUUUAUUGUAAAUCGCUGAAUACACUUUAACUUAAGAGUUUCUAUGUCCCUAGUGUUUUCCUGAAGUAAAGAAUUAAAAGAGGUCGCUAUUAUUUAUGGGGACCUAACUCGAUCCCGUGUCUGCUAUGAAUUGGAAUGGGGGGUCAGUGUGAAGCAUAACCAGCCAUUUAUUUUUAAAGUGAUGCAUUAACUGUUGAUGAAUAAAACAACUCUGUUUUAAUGAA